Messenger RNA from Magnusiomyces paraingens, 7815 nucleotides. RefSeq lists its product as uncharacterized. Gene Ontology annotation, cellular component: nuclear pore. Gene Ontology annotation, molecular function: structural constituent of nuclear pore. Gene Ontology annotation, biological process: mRNA export from nucleus; protein import into nucleus. The coding region runs from base 1 to 7815 and encodes 2604 amino acids. NCBI's taxonomy places the organism in Eukaryota, Fungi, Ascomycota, Dipodascomycetes, Dipodascales, Dipodascaceae. The transcript has 5 exons. The record is from RefSeq and is a predicted model, not a curated record.
AUGUCUGAGGAAAACAAGGAUAGCUCCACUGAGCUGAAUCCUCUUGUACUAUCUUCUGCUGAUGUUUUCACGGAGACAGCUCCUUCCGCAGUCAAUGAACCGUCCUCUAAUGAUACUGCCCCAGAACAACAAGCUGCCCCUGUGGAAGACGUUGUACUCCAACAAACGACGUCCGUGUCUGCAGACGAGCCAACAGUACCUGAAACUUUAGUCGAACCGGUCACUAUUAACAAAAAAGAACCUAUAAAUAAUAAUGAGCAGCAAAUUAUAGGAACACCUACGGUGGAAACAGCGGCUGUGGAAACACAUGUAGCCACCGAACCAUUAGUCGAUUCUACUUUUACCACCUCAAAUUUUGUUGCUGCCUCCAAUGUUGUCGCUGUUACUUCUGAUAUACCCGCUGAUCUUCCUGCACCCGUUCUAGAAACUUCACAACAAGAGAUUCCAGCCACUGUUCAAACUGCAGAACCUAUUACUAACCAUGUGACAGCUGAAGCCAAUCCCGCUUCAGUUAAAAUCAACAACACUGUGCCAACAGAAGUUAUUGCUGUUUCUACUGAGGUCAACUCUGAGCCGAUUGAAGUUGAAUCGGUGCUAGCUGAAACCGCACCUGCGGCAACUGAAUUCAUUUCUGUCCCAGCUGAAACAGUGCCUGCGCAUACAGAAAUUGCUUCUGCACUUAUUGAAAGCAAUCCUGAGCCAAUUGGGGAUAAUUCGGUGCCAACUGAAAACACUGAAGUUACCCCCGCACUAACGGAAACAACUGUAGUUCCAGCUGAAAUCAGUCUUAGGCAAACUGAUGUUGGCUCUGAACCAAUAGCCAAUACGGAUAUAACUGAAUCCCAUACAGAGCCCAUGGAAAUUGACAACGAUCUUAUUGAAGUCAUCAAUGCACCGACAGAAGUUUCUCCCGAAUCUAUGGAGGUUGACACCAUUCCAGCUGAAGCCAAUCAUUCACCUGCGGAAGUUACUCCUGCAUCAGUCGAAGUCACUCAUUUACCCGCCGAGGUUAUUUCGGCGCCAACUGAAGUUGAUAGUGAGGUUAUGGAGGUCGACUCUGUGUCAAAUGAAGCUGGGACUUUACCGGCUAAUAUUAUUCAGGCAUCAACUGAAGUUAUUCCUGUACCAGUAGAAGCUACAAAUUUACCUGCUGAAGUCACCACUGCAACAACUGAAGUCGACCCUGAGCCUAUGGAAGUUGACCCAGUUCCAACUGAAGUCAUUCCUUUACCAGUCGAAGCUACACACUUGCCUGCUGAAGUCGUUCCCUUAGCAUCUGAAGUCAACCCCAAGCCUACUGAGGUGGAUUCUGAAUCAAAAGAAGCACAAACUAAGCUGAGUGAAGUUGAAACUGAAUCAACUAAUGCUUCACUAGCUACAACUGAGCUUGAUUCAGCCAACGUUGAUAAUAAACCUGUUGAAGUUUCUUCCGCACCAACAGAAGUCAAUAAUAUACAAACAAGACCGGUACCAUCUGAAUCUGCCCAGCUACCAUCCCAACUUUCAGUACUUCAAACUGAAGUUUCUCAAACGAUGUCUCCUGCACCUCCAGUUCUACCAAAUAGUGAAACAUCUGGGACUUCUCUCAACCCUAAUGUAUCAACUGAAUUAAGUGAACAACCUUUGGCAUUACCAACUGAUGAAAACAAAUUAGCGAUUCUUAAAACAGCGGCUCGAUUUCUUUCUGUCGAACCCUUGCUUCUCGUAAAAAUGCCAGAAUCUAUUGUGGAAUCAAUUGUUUCUCAAGCUACCAAGCUGGAAACGUUAAAAAGUCAACAGAAGAUUGCUGAAAUCUCUUACGAACAAAAUAUUAAUGCCAAUAAAAAUAAAGUCACUCUUCUUUGCAAGCAAUUGGAGACUGCCUCCGCUGAGUCCACUUCUCUUCGCUCACGACUUUUAGAAGCUCAAAACAUUAAGUCAACAAUAGAACACGACUUUUUGACUGCAAAGAGCUCGUCAAGCACUCUUUCUGAUGAGCUUAUUUCAUUGAGGACUAGAAUUUCUACUUAUUCAGAUGAAAAGCGUCAAUUUCUGGAAAACAUCAAUCAAAAAGCUUCAGAGAUUAAAGACCUCCAAUCUGAUCGCGAAAGGCUUAGAAAGGAAGAAAUUGAGGCCCGCAAGUCUAUUAUCAACCUUGAAACACUGCUUCAGAAAUUCCAAUCUUCUCAAAUAUCCGUCCAAAUGCGCGAACAGAAUCAACAACAAGAAAUUUCUUUGUUAAAAAAGAAUAAUGAAUGGCUUGACAAUCAACUUAUGACUAAGUCCGAUGAGCUUAACAACUUUAGAAGUGAAAAACUUUUUGUCAUUUCUACCAUGCAGUCUGAUCUUUCUUCUUUACAGUCUUCUUAUCAAUCAUUAAAGAAAUCACACGACACUCUCAAAACACAAUAUGACCACACAUCAAAGCAACUCAGUGAUGCUCUAGUUAAGGUUAAGGAUCUUCAGGAUGCACAGGCAACUAAUGAAGAAACUUUCAGAGUUGAAAUGUCCUCACAAAAGCGACUGGCUGAUCUUUGGGAGCGCUCUGCAAAGGACUCUAAGAAACGUGUUGAAGAAGUUGAGAAUCUUCUUGAGUCUUUGCGAAAUAAUGAGUCCCAGAAUAUUGGUCAAUGGAAGGAGCUUGCUCAAAAGGAAAAAGCUCGUGCUGAUUCUUUGGCCAAGCAAAUUUCUUCUCUUGAAAGCCAGCUUGAAACUACAAUUAUUAACUCUGAACAGCCUAGUGAACCAGGAACUCCAUCAUCUAAGAAAGAAUCUGGUACUUCGUCUACUGUUGUCUUUUCUCCUUCAGCUAAAAUUAUUGCCGACAUUCAAAAAGGCGGUGGGUCGCUUGUUCAGUUAUACACAGAUUUCCAAGAAGCCCAAAGCCGGCUUGCCAGAGAACGUCACAAAAACAAUGCUUUGCGCGAGCAGAUGAAUGAAAUAAUGGAUGAGAUGGAACGACAUGCUCCUGCAAUUAUUGCUGAGCGUGAGGAAAAUAAGCGCCUUGAACAUGAACUUACUGAGAUGUCUAUUCAGUUAGAGGCCGCAAUUUCCACUUCUGACACUGCUUCUGAAAAACUUAAGACAACUGAAAUUAAGGUGCAAGAUUACGAAAAGGAAACCAAACUUCUUUCUCAGCAGGUCAACGAUCUUUCUCGCCAGGUCCAAAAUCUUAUUAUUCAGAAUGAUAUUUUGUCGCACCCGGAUCAACCAAUCACUCCAGAGGAGCAUACUGCUUUACAAAAGAUUCUUAAUGGCGGAUCUCUUGAAGAUUCUGAUACCGACAAGUUGAUUACACAACGAUUAGUAUUGUUUAAAAACUCAUUAGAUUUGCAACGCCAGAAUGCCAAUCUUUUAAAGAUUACACGUGAACUUGGAAAGAAGAUGGAAGAAAAGGAAAAGGAGAUGCAGCUGAAGCUUGAGGAUGUUGAAUCAGUUGCAGUUUCUGAUGCCAAAAAAGCCAUUGAAAGUCUUCAGACUGAAAUCGCGUCUAUCAACACUAAACUAGGUGCUGUCACUCGUGAGCGUGACAUGUUCCGACGUAUGCUAUCCACAAAGUCUGAAAAUGGAGUUUCACUUGCCACUGCUGUUGAAAACUCUUCUGAGGGCCAAGCCACUGCUCAAACCCAGCAUCUCAUUAAACAAAAUGAAAGACUUACUGCCCAUGUCAAGGAUCUUGAAACAGAAAUUUCCAAUAUGCGAACUGACACAGCUGCCACUAUCAAGGAGCUUGAUUCCAAGGCCGUUGGAUUGAUGAAUGAACGGUCUACUUUACAACUUCAAUUGGCUAAGACUGAGAGCCAAUUAGAGCUUGCUAACGAACGCCAAAAGCAUUUUAGCAGCAACCUCGAAAUUAUUAGAUCUGAAAAUGAAGAUUUCAAGAAGAGAUACCGAUCGAUGGAAGAAACAUUAACUAAGCAAGAACUUCGCGCCCAAAAACUUUCUGAGGAUCUUUUUGCAUCAUCUUCUUCAAUGGAAUCAAUCAAAAACGAGGUCGCUAAUCUUAGAGCUGAGCGAUCCAUCUGGAAAUCAAUUGAAGAGCGACUCAAUAAAGAAAACUCUGAAUUGAUUGAAGAGCGUGGACGUCUUAGUGGUCUUCUCGCAAAUUCUAAGUCUUUCGAAACCGAGAGAGCCAACUCUACUGCUGAAAUUACCAAUCGUCUUAAUUCUCAAAUUGCCAAACUUGAGUCAGAACUUGUCGCCCUGCGCAAGAAACUUGAUAUACAGACUGAAGAUGUUAAGAAUAUUUCUUUGCUCAAGGAAACGGAAGCCCAGAAUUAUCUUAAACGUAUUGAGCAGCUGACCACUGAUCUUGUCGCUGUUCGUCAAUCACUAGCCAGGGCUUGUGAUGAUCAUGAGAAGUUUAAAGCCGCUCAUGAUCUUGUCAAGACACAUCUUGCUUCUGCCCAAGAAAAGCUCAAGGCUUUGGAGGCUGCUUCUGUUCCAGAUCCCAAAUCACGCGAGUUUGUUCUUACACAGCAAGUCAACUCCUUUAAGAAGAAGCUCGAACUUGUUCAAGCUGAGCUUGAUCUUUCCAAGAAGAAUUUAGAACAACUUCGAGAAGUUGCCAAGGCCGCAGAAACUGCAUUGGAGGAAAUGAAUAGCACUCAUGACAAGUAUAAGGAAUCUACCGACAAGCAACUUACCGACAAAGAGGCUGAACUUGCUUCUUUCAAAAAACGGUUUGAAACUACCACCAAUAUUUUGAACAAAACUAAGGAGACCUAUUCCAAGAUUGACGGACAGCGUCUUAAACGUAUUCAGGAACUUACUGAAGAGCAAAAACGCUUACAAGGCAUUGUUGAUGUUUUGCAGACAAGUGAAGCCAAGUUCAAUGCUAAUAUCGAAAAGUUCAAAGCCGAUUUAGCUCAGCAAGUUUCAAUCGCCAAUAACGCUCGUCAAGAUUAUGAACAAGAGUUGGUAAAGCAUGCUGAAGCCGCAAAUGCUCUUAAGGUUCUUCGAGAGGAAGUUGCUGGUUCCAAGGCAUCUGAAGAAGAACUCAAGCGGGCUGCCCAAGUAGCUGUCGAAAAACUUGCUACAUCAGAAAGCAGUUGGGAGUCACAAAAGUUUACUUACGAAAACGAAAUUGAACAACUCAAGUCAAGAUUUGAUGAAACCACUUUGCAAAACAGACUUUUACUUGAUCAACUUGAAAGUGCCAACAACAGAAUUAACAAGAACCCUCCGUCAUACGAAGAUGCCACAACUUCUGAUGCCCAGCUUCGCGAGCUCGUCAACUUUUUGAAGAGAGAAAAGGAGAUUGUUGAUGUCAAAUACGAGCUUAAUUUACAGGAAACUAAGCGUCUGAAGCAGAAACUUGAGCAAACCACUACCUCACUUGACGAAACUCGUCUGAAACUUGAACGGUUAACUGAAGAGCAAAAGAAGGGAGGAAAUGGGGAUGAUCAAAAGAAACUUCAGGAUCAACUUAAUGACAUUAGCAUUUUGCGUGAAAGUAACUCUACAUUACGUCAGCAAAGCAACAUGUAUUCCAGAAAGGUUAAGACUCUUGAAGUCGAGAUUGAAAAACUUCGUGCUCGUGUCGAGCCUUUAGAGGCUCAAUUGCGUGAAUCGAAGGUUGAAAUUGAAGCCAAGGAAGCCCAAAUCAAGCUGGUGGAACAGGAGGCCAAUGACUGGAAGGCUAGAACUCAGAAUAUUUUGCACAAAUAUGAGCGUAUUGAUCCUAAGGUUGUUGCUGAUCUCAAGGCAGAGAAUGAAAAGAUUAAGAAAGAUUUUGCUAAUUCAACUCAAUCUUUGACUUCUCUCGCAACUAGAAUUACUUUGAAGGAUCAGGAGAUUUCUAAAAAGACUUUGGAACUUCAAAAGGCUGUUGGUGAUCUUGCCAAGGUUAAUGAACAGCUCAAGACUGUGGUUGCAGAGCAAACGAAGAGCAAGGAGGAAAUGGAAAAACUUAAGGAAGAAGUAAAGUACCAUGAGAAUCGGUUUAUUCGUGUUAGGGAGGAGUUUCUUGAAAAGCUUAAAAGGAACCGUGCCACUCUCAAGACCCAACUCGAUGCUCAGGAAGCUGAAAAGAAUACCCUUAGAACGGAGAUUACCAACUUAAAGGUAGAACUUGAGAAAAAGAACAACGAUGUUAAAGUUAUUGAUACUGAUGAGGUAUCGUCACUUAAGACAGAGCUUGCUCAAGUUAAGGAAUCACUGAGUACCAAGGAGGCUGAGUUGGCAAAAAUACCUGAGUCCAAACCAGUAAAUGAAGAGGUUUUGGAAAAAAAUAAUCGCAUCAAGGUACUUGAGGAGGAAGUUAACAAAUUGAGUGACCAAAUUCUUGAACUUCGACAAAAUAAGUUGAAGCAGCCGCCAGAUGCCGAGAUUGUUUCUCUGAAAAAGCAAAAUGCUGAAAUUCAGACGAAGCUGGCCAAGGUUUCUGAAGAAGCGCGCCAAAACUUUGAAAGCGAAUUGUUGCGAAAAACACAAGAAAUUCAGAAUGCUGCUCAGAAAAGGGUCGAUACUGCGGUGCAGAACUAUCAGAAGCUUAUGGAAGAACAGGCGAAAGAAAAUAGUAACCAGGACAACAAUGGCGGUGGUGUAAUUGUUCAAAGUGGUGACGAAGCUAUCAAGAAGCUUAACGAACAGCAUGAGGAGGCUAUCAAGACACUUAAGACUGAGGCUGCAAAUGAAAAGAAAAGGGCCCGAGACAUGGCCUUAAAGGAAAGUGAGAUGCGAAUCAAACUUUUGCAGGCCAAGGCGGAAAAAAAUGAACGCGAAAAGGGAUCACUUGCAGAGCAGAUUAAUGAGUUGAAAAACAAACUUGAAAUGCAGCAGAAACUUCCAAUUCCUCCAUUCUUUUCGCCAGGAAUGCCGUUUGGUAAUCCGUUUAUUCCCAAACAACAGCCUCAGCAGCUCCAACAACAACAACAUCAGCAGAUACAGCAGCAACAGCAGCAACAACAACAACUACAGCAACAGCAGCAGCAGCAACAACAACAACAACUACAACAACUACAGCAACCUCAGCAGCUCCAGCAAAAUGAUUUGAUUCCUGGAGUUUUGGCUGCGAAAAAGCAACAACAAGAAAACGGGACUAGUACGCAACAAGCGCCGGGAACUUCUGCUCUUUCUGUCACUCCAGGUAGUACACAAAUUCCACGCAAUGCAUCACGGUUACCGAUUCGCACAAUUGGUGCUCCAGCAACACUACCGGAUACAUCACCUGCAGCUGCAUCAGUGACUGCAGGUGCUGCAGUUGCUAAGCGAGGUCCUGUUGUAAGUGGGGUUCCAGCUUUUGUUGGACACACGCCUGGAGGAGGAAAUGUGAUUAAUUUGACAUCGAUUGAGCCUGGACAAAUGGUCAAGCCAACCGGCCUCUCAAUUUCACAGCCUGCUACCCGGAACUCGUCGCCGCAACCCCCGGUGACUACUACCACUACUACGGCAUCGCCUGGACUAACAAUAACCGCUGUUGUGCCAUCAAAUUCACCUACUGGUUCAUUAGGUGCUACAUCUGCUACUUCUUCAACUGCUGGGUUGUCUUUACCAACGGCGCCUAGCGCUUCUCCAUUUACAAUUAUUCCUUCAGGACCUUCUGUUACCAACAGCAACAGCAAUAAUACCAUAAUUGCAGGUGCAGGUGCAGGUGCAGGAUUAAAACGGUCUAACGAGACCGUUGAGUCUGGAGGGAAAAUUAAGGAUGCUGGUGGAAAUAACGGACAACCGGAAGCGAAAAGACGGCGAGAAGGUGAUGAUGGUGGAUUGGAGGCUGAGACUGGAUCUUCGAAUAAUCAUAACAACCAUAAUAACAACAACAAUAAUAAUAACGGCAAUAAUAAUAAUAACAACAACAACAACAACAACAAUCAUCAUCAAAAUGUAAGUUGA